AUGGCUCCUUCCACAUUUGCUUCUGCGGCCGCAGGAAACAACCAGGCAUCCAAUUCGGCACGUGAUGGCGGUUCGGAAUGGUCGCGAAGACCCAACGGCGCGACACAGACCUUCCGUCGACCUUCUGGCACCUCAAUGUCUUCUGCGAACCAAUUCUCCGAUGCCGCCGCCCCCUCUCAAGCCCCACCACGAUACGUCCCGCCACACCGAAAUGGAGCUGUGAGCGAUGCGCGCUACUCCAAAGACCAGCUGCUUGAUUUGUUCAGAGCGCAGCAAAGCGCGGAAGGGGGGCUUCGAGAGGGGCUGCAGGACUUGUAUGUGGGCGGAUGGCAGCCGGACAGUACAAAUGGCUUAGGGAGUGCGAGCUGGGGCCGGAGUGACAACACCCGCGACAACCAGCCAGGGCCAGAUGUGUGCUGGGACAAAGAUGGCUCUAUUGAGCCGCUGGGACUGUCGGAGAUGGAUCGCGAAGAGCGAGAGCUCUUCUCGACUUCCGUCAACACCCCACUGAAGCCGCCUACCUCCAACAAGGAGAACCAGCAAUCGAAUGGACUACCGAACCGUAAGAUUUCCAUCUCCAACCAGGGCAAUACCCCCGGCGGCUACGGACUCUCAUCGCCCACCGCGACACGUGGGCAGGGACGUCGCCGGGAGACAAGCGAGUCCUUCUUCCCACAGAAUGCGUUGGCUUCUCCCACGGCAACGUACGAUCGCAACGAUCAGCGCGCUCCAUCUCCACCGCCUUCUCUGCAACGUAGGAGGACCGACACCAAGGAUGGCGGCAGGGGCGAUGCAGAAGACAAGACCGCGUCAACUCCAUUCGGUUCCAUCAGACGUAAUCCAACCGGACCGUUGAGUGCUGGACUUGGUGGUCCUUCUUCGCCAUGGUCAAAUGCGCCGCAAAGCGCUGGUCUUUCUCCCAUGGGCUCAUUCGGCAAUUUUGGGCUCGGUCAAGCUGCUCAGACGGAGAAGCGCAGUGGAGUUGGCAGUGGGCGGGCGGAAAGCAGGUUCAAAAAUCUGUUGAGCAAGGACAACGGCGAAGAGACGGGCAUGAGGAGUCUAGAGCGGAAGUCCAGUUUGACAGGGGCGUCUUGGCGGCCACAGCAAUCGCACGGUCUCGGUGGUGCUCCUUUGGAGGAAGCUGAUGAAGACACACCAUCAGGCAGUGCCGCUCUUGCGGAAGAUGCAGAAAUUAGUGAAUCGCAUCAACGGCAGGGCGGGUUUGGUACACCCGGUCGUGCCGAGCCCAGCGACCGUGGGUUUGGAGCAUUUGGUAUGACUUCGGAUGGCCAGGGUUUCGGACAAGGCUUCAUGCAGCAGACGCCAGGCCAGCACCGCCAGAUGGGAGGCAACGAGCCGAUGAGUCCAACCGACACCAAUCCUUACCAGUCUCCUGAACAGCAACGGGGGCUCAACAGCCUGAUGCAGGAGAUGGAGGGCGAGAACUCACGUCAGCUUCCCGGACUUGGUGGGUAUCCUGGCGAGCAGUCGCAGCACUUUGGUGGUCUGGGAGGUCUGGGCGCUCUGCCAAACCUUGGACGACCGGGUGGAGUGGGCGCUAUGAACGACCGCAGCCAGAACAGCAGCGUCAAUGCCAACAGAGGCUUCGGCGGUCUUGGCGGACUCGGACAGCUGGGUGGUGGUUCUGGUGCAGCAGCCUGGCCUUCCAGUCAUGGUGGACUCGGGACGCCUACCAGGUCAACUGCGGGUUUGUCCAGCGCUUUCGGUGGAGGCAUCUUCGCUACAUCCACGGGUGACGUGCAUUCCCCUGGACUUGCAGGUCUGGGCGGCGGUAGCAUGAUGAGCCCACAUCCGAAUGCGGGAGGCAGCAGGAUGGCCAGCAUGUUUCCGCAGAGCAUGCAGGACCAGAUGCGGCAAGGCGAGCAUGAGCGUGAUUUGGGCGCCGAGAGGGGUGGCUACCAGCCGUUCAUGGGCCAGCUUGACCAGCCACGUCCAAACGACUACCCAUUCGCCGAGCAGAACGAGUCUGAUCGAGCAGAUCAAGAGAACGCAGGAUUCGGAGCGCCUGGUCAAGGUCAGCCUGGACAGGGUCAAUCUGGACAACCUGCGCAGGGACAACCGCAGCCUCCCAGUUCGGCUUCAAACCAGCCUCCCCCACCACAGCAACGCACCAUGGUCAUGCCAGACCGCAUGCGCUGGAUCUACCGCGACCCACAAGGACAGACGCAAGGACCAUGGUCGGGGCUGGAAAUGCAUGAUUGGUACAAGGCUGGCUUCUUCUCGCCUGAGCUUCUCGUGAAGAAAUACGAAGAUCAGGACUACGAACCGCUCGCGCAACUCAUCCGACGCAUUGGUAACUCCAGAGAGCCGUUCCUGGUCCCGCAGAUCGGCAUCCCUCACGGCUCUGCAGCGACGACUGGCCCGAGCGCUUGGGCAGGUGCUGCGGCGACACCGUCGACGAGUGGCGCUCAGCCGCCUUUUGCUAACAGCUUCCCGUCGUUCGGCACCACAUUGACGGCAGAACAGCAGAAUGCACUCGAGCGUAGGAAGCAAGAGGAGCAGUAUCUGAUGGCACGUCAGAAGGAACAUCUCGCGCAGCAGCAGAUGGCACAGCGCAUGCAUUUGCAGAUGCAGCCAGGUGCUCCAGGCUCGCACAGCGGCUUGGCGCCUGGUCAAGGACAACUGCAACAUCAGGCUUCGGCUCAGUCACUACACUCUCAGCCUAGCUUCGGCAGCAUGACUAGCCCCAAUGCUGGCCCUUUCCAGCCUAGUCCGCUUCAAGGGCCGCAAGGUCACCAGCCAGGGUUCUUUGACAACUCCUUCCGCUCGCCUGGACAAGGUGGUGGGCUGGGUGCUGUCGGCGCUGGCAUCGACAACCUUGGCCACAUCCGCGAAGAAGAGAUUCCCGGCAUCAUGGACCGCUUGGAUCAAGGUGCUCGCGCUGCUCCUGGACAGUUCGGUGCUCCGGGCCAGCCAUUCUCGGGUCAGCAGCAGAUGCAGUCCCCGCCAAACAACGAGCACGAUCUACAAGUCCAGCAGAUGCUCCAGGAUCGCAACAGGCUGCAACAGGAGCAGGCAAUGCAUGACGCCCAGCAGCAGCUUGACAACGAACAAGGCCUGUCUGGCGACCGUCUGAGACAAUUUCAGCAGCUGCAGGGUCAGGGCAAACUGACUGGUAUCGAUGCACGUUUCCAGCCGGCAUUGGGCAAGCAAGAAUUGAGCGACGAGCAGAGCUCAACGAUGCAGAGUAGUGUUGGCUCGCCAGCUAUUGCUCAGCGCGAACGUACCCCUCCGCAAGAGAUGACUUUGACCGAGCAAGUUCAGAAGGCAGCGUCUGUUCAGCAGUCGCCGGUGCAGCCACAGCCUGGUCUUCCUCAGCCAUUCCCGCCAGCUCCUUCUCAGUCCCCUCUGCCGGCUCCGGCGGCUCAGCGAGCUGGAAGACAGAGUGUCGCAGAUCAGCUGCAGACUGAGCAACGCGAUCUUUCGCAGACCCCAUCUGUGGACACGCCAAGUGCAGCCGUCGCACCAUGGGCGAAGGAGCCAGCGGAAGCACCAAGGGGACCGUCCCUUAAGGAGAUCCAGGAGAUGGAGGCGAAGCAAGCUGCUGAAGCUGAGGAGAUCGCAUCCGCACAACGCCGCGCAGCUUUCCAAAAGCAGAUGGAGGCCCAACAAGCUCAAGCUUCUAUCGCACCAGCGCCUGGUCUGCCAGCGAGCGCAAGCUGGGGAGCGGCGAGUGGCUCGCCAGUGACCACCCCCAGCGGUGCAUCCGCCUGGGCGAAGGCCGCUCAGAAGCCCACCACAGCGACCAGCGCGAAGAGCAUGGCGCAAAUCCAAAAAGAAGAAGAAGCACGCAAGAGGCGCGUGGCCGCUGCCGCCGCGAGCGCUCAAGCCGCAACGGCCGGCGUCGCUCCUAGCCCGAGCGGCGGUGGGAAGAGCUACGCUAACCUCGCCGGCAAAGUCGCAUCGCCUGCUCCUAACGCUGCCGGAAGCGCGUGGACGACUGUCGGUGCUGGCGGGAAGCCGAAGACUCCUGCUGCGCCCGUGCCGCAGCCUACGAGGACCGUUAGUUCCGGCGUCGUACCGGUUGCGCAGCCUGCGCAGGCGAAGAAGCUGCCGACGAGGUCGUCGACUAUGGGAUUGUCGGGCGGCGUGAACGCGCAGGAGGAGUUCAGGAAGUGGGCUGUUAACGAGCUGCGCCCGGAUCUAGCUAAGGGUAUCCCUGUCGAAGAAUUCAUCACCAACCUCAUCGCCCUGCCCCCAGACGCCGACAUGCUCACCGAAGCCGUGCACGGCGCCUCCAACACGCUCGACUCGCGGCAUUUCGCCGAAGAAUUCAUCCGUCGCAAGCGCCUGGCGGAUAAAGGGCUGGUAGAUGUUUCGGCGCCGCCGAAGAGUGCGAGCCCGGGCAAUGCGGGGGUUUCGGGGUGGAGCGAGGUUGCGAAGAAGAGUGGGACGACGGCGGGGAAGGAGGGGGUGAAGGAGGAGAAUGGGAAUGGGAAUUUUAGGGUCGUGGCCGCGAAGAAGGGGAAGGGGAAGAGGUGA
Molecule: messenger RNA, 4503 nt
Organism: Saxophila tyrrhenica
Lineage: Eukaryota; Fungi; Ascomycota; Dothideomycetes; Mycosphaerellales; Extremaceae
Gene: SMY2
Product: kinesin-like protein
Exons: 4
Coding region: 1-4503 (1500 amino acids)
Cellular component (GO): cytosol
Molecular function (GO): protein binding
Source: RefSeq, a predicted model, not a curated record